Messenger RNA from Cyphellophora attinorum, 249 nucleotides. RefSeq lists its product as uncharacterized. The transcript has 2 exons. The coding region runs from base 1 to 249 and encodes 82 amino acids. The record is from RefSeq and is a predicted model, not a curated record. NCBI's taxonomy places the organism in Eukaryota, Fungi, Ascomycota, Eurotiomycetes, Chaetothyriales, Cyphellophoraceae.
AUGUCUGACUACAAGCCCACUGAGAACGACGGCCUCCGCAAGGACGGUCAGCCAGACCAGCGCGUCGGCACCGGCCAGUUUGCCCAGGGCAAGGUCGACCCCGUCGAGGCUGGCAAGAAGGGUGGUGAGACUGGCGGAUCUACCGGUGGCUCUGCCUCCGGUGGCAGCGGUGGCGACGACUACAAGCCAACUGAGCAUGGAGGACUUCGCCAGGAUGGCCAGCCUGACGGUCGUGUGAAGGGCAACUAA